This is a messenger RNA of Trichoderma citrinoviride, 2170 nucleotides long. RefSeq lists its product as hypothetical. The coding region runs from base 266 to 1939 and encodes 557 amino acids. Lineage: Eukaryota; Fungi; Ascomycota; Sordariomycetes; Hypocreales; Hypocreaceae. The transcript has 5 exons. The record is from RefSeq and is a predicted model, not a curated record.
GCCUGAGCCAGCGUCUGUGCCUCGCCGUAGCAUGGAGCGCUAGCGAGGCGCCCCGGCCGAAUAUUGAUCCCCAACCUCGAGGCACCAGCCCGACCAUCCAUAAUAUCGCCUCUCCCCCAAAUCUGCUCCAUCGAUCGUCCGACACCUGGACUCUCCAUUCCAUCAUUUGCAUGAAGCGCGCUUCCAUCUCUCGCACCAUCUGCUAGAACCCAGCGAAUCCUCUCCAUCGCCUCGAGCCGAGUACGACCGCGGCUCACCCGCCAUCAUGUCGGACAACAACGUUGACCUCGACUCCCUACUCGACCUGUCCGCGUACGAUGGCAUGCCCAGCUUUGGCUCGCCCUCGCUGUCGCCAUCCAUGUCGCCGUCCUCGUCGUCCAAGCCCAUCUUCGCCAGCCCAGUCACUGCCGCCGUCACGACGCCCAGCGUGAUGCCGACCCAGAGCCUGAGCGGGCCGAGCCACAACUACGACAUGUACCGCCAGCAGACGGGCUUCGUGCCGGGCGCUAUUGCCAACACAAUGGCCGUCAACGAGUCGGGCAACCUUGGAUACCAGGAUUUCGGGAGCCUCGACUUCCUCACCAACGAGGCUGAAAUGUUCGACUUCAACGUGUCGCCCUCGCAGAGCACCAUGGGACCGGCCGAGACGCUGGACUUUGCAUCACCACCCAACACCCAACUCUUCUCGACCAUCAACCCCAGCAACAUUGAGCAGGCUUCAUCCAACGGCUCUCCUUCCUCCACAAGCCAAUCGAGCACCGUCGGCCGUCUGUGGCCUGGCGCUCACUCUCAGGCCGCCAUGGCCAAGGCCCAUGCCCAGCAGAGGCAGCAGCAGCACAUUAUGCAGCAGCAGCAGGUGCAGCGCCAACCUGGUCAGCCUGCCCAGCAAAGACCUCGCGCCAAGCUGCCGCCAAAGACCGACCCCAUCGUCGAGCAGAAGAUCAGCCAGCUUCUUCAGAAGAUGCGGGCCCAGCCUGCGUCUCCGCCAUCUGACAGCUCCACGCCCUCGGCCCACCUGGCCAAAGCCAAGAAGGACGAGGAGGAAAUGGACGAGGACGAGCGCCUCUUGGCCAGUGAGGAGGGCAAGAAGCUCAGCAGCAAAGAGCGCAGACAGCUGCGCAACAAGGUUGUAGAAUACAUUACACAGCUUGAAGCUGAAGUCUCCAGCAAGGUCACAGAAAACAAUGACUUGCGUGCGCAGAACCGCGCCCUCCUCGAAGAGAACGAGCGCCUGUCUGGGCUGACUCGCAUGCUCCUCGCCUCUCCCUCAUUCUCCAGCUUCCUGGACAAGCUCAGCUCUGAAUCGUCCGUUGCUGCCCAGCCGCAGGUCAAGCCAGAGCCCCAGCAGUCUCCGGAGCAGCGAGCUGUCAAGGACGUGAACCCGUUCGGCGCUCAGGCCUCUCAGCAGCAGAUUGGCAUGGCCAUGCUCCCUGAGCAGAACCUGGACUUCUCCAUGUUUAAUGCCGUCGACCCGUUCUACCAGCCCCAGGUGUUCGUCGUCGAGACUGCGGAGGUGCCCUCGUCCAUCGAGUCCUCCAUCCUGUCGGGCAAGACGUGCAGCUUUGUCGAGCAGGCUUUCCAGUCUGAUGACGACAAGGUCGAGGUUCCCGCCAUCGAGCGACCUGUCGAGAAGGCUCCUGUCGCCAAGACGGAGUCUGCACCCAUCGACGAGGAGUUUGAGGCCGAUCCCGAGUUCGCCCUCUUCCACUCCGAGCCUGCCUCAUCUUGCUCAGAGUCCAACACCCUGGACACCGAAAGCCUGUCACACGUCGAUAUCUUUGGUGGUAUCGAGCCCGAGAAGAUGCUGUCAAGAAUCGAGCUCGUCGAUGCCACUGAGGAGGAAUACACUGCCGCAUUCGCCAUGGCCCGAGUACAAAGCAUCAGCGCCAGCAUAGGGUCGGUAGUAUCAAGACUAGAGCUCUUGACUAUGGACCUGUAAUUUGGAUCUUAUCUCGUGGCCCUCCUUUGCAAUGGCAGGGCCGACAUGUACAGGGCAAAGGAUCAGGUAGCGGCAAUGGCGCGGGGUUUUCUUUUCUUCUUUGAAUUUCUUUCUAUGGGAUUUACAUUUGGGACACUUUGGGAUUGCAACAACUAUUAUGGGACUGGCUUGAACCUGCCACUCGAUCUAUUUUCUCUGUAUGAUUCGAUUAGAGUGGGAGUGAACAUAAAA